CCGCGCGACCACUGGUUACAAAUUGUGCCUAACUGCUGUGGUUUAUCCAGGCCGUCAGUGUGUUAGUGUUGAUGACAGAUAGCUCGGGAUAGCCUAGCCAUGCAGCUAAGGUUUUAGAUAUGAAACACCUUUUUGGGGCAGUGUCCUACUGCUUCUGAAUAUAAAUAAUAACAAAGUAAAUAAAGCAAUCACAGACCUUUCAAAAAGUAAGCGUUGUUAUUCUGUACAAUAUCUUUUAGUUUGUUUCUUGAAACUUUUACGGAUGAAGUGGAAAAGCUUUCACAUCCUGUCCCUGUUGAUGUGUGUCCCUAUCAAAUGCAUUCUUGGCGGGGAGCUAAGGUAAAGCUACACUACGACAUGCUUAGGUCUCCUAGUAUCUUAUUUAAUCGUCUUAUUUCAAUGUAUAGGGGAACAUAAACGUAUUGUUCCUAAACAUUGCCUCUCUGUCAGACAAAUUGUUCAGGCUAUGCUAGGCAGUGAAACGCCUGUUUUCCCUCCCAUCUCUCUGUGUAUACCUGCUACUAUACUAUAAUUGUAUUGAACGUGUAACCCAAAUGCCAUCUACUGGGCUUGACUGCUAAACAUUUUGUUGGUCUAUUUAUACUCUUUGUUGACAUCAGCAUUUGACCAGUUUUGUAAUUGUUUUCUUGGAAGGAGCUGAACUUUUAGGGGAUGGGCGUAUACAGCUGCAAAAAGGCAGGCCCUGUUGUAGGACCCCCCCCCCCCCCCCCCUUCUCUAUUUUCUGCAUGAAAGUCAUGAGUGUUGGAAUGUGAAAACCCUCCAGCCAUUACCCGAAUACCAUGCUCCAUAGCUGACUGUGUAUUGUGUAUUUUCGAUGAGUAUUUCAAUGAAGAGUUCACAUUAUGCAUUUAUCAUUCGUCUACUUCUUCCAAAUCAAAUCAAAUCAGAUUGCAGGCAAAAAAAAAAAAUCUGAGUCAAUACAGUUUAGCCAUACUUGUAUCUAACAAUUCAUUAAUUCAUUAUUACACUGACUUAAAGCGCAAUUUGAAAAAUGAUCAAUGCUUCGGUGAAAAUCGAAACAUGGGUUUAAAAAGAGAUCACUGUCUGACUUCUCUUUGCGAUCACAAGCCGAAUGUUAGUCAUAAUGGGAUGUAUGUUUGCAUCAGUUCUUAGCAUCAUUUCCCGAAACCAGCAGAAACACAAUGUCCCGACCUCAGCAUUAUAGAAUCAGUAAAAUCUCAUUCAAACAAAAUAACCAUGAUUGCAAUGCUUUGCAGUGAAACUGUAAAAGUGCAAAGAAGCAUUCCAAGAUUAAAUAUCUUCAGCAGUUGUUUUACUGAGUCGACAGUCUCCAUAGCUGAACAGUUUUAUAACAAGGGAUAGCUCUAAAACUAUAAGAAAUUUGCACUUGUCAAUAGUUAUUAUUUUACACAUCAGUUGUAUAGUUCUUAAAAUAAACUUCGGUCAACCUGGGUAUUCCUGUAUGCCAGUAGUCUGUCUAGACAACAUGUGAUUUCUAUACCUUGAUCAAUAAAUCAAACAAGGAUCCUUGCAGAAAUCUUCAGGCCACUUGUAUACCACCUGUAUACUAAAGAUUUAAUUUCCACUACCUUCACCCACAACGCAUUCCUCACUACGGCUGGAUAAUUCCUCAAGGAAAACAUUGUAAAAUGCUUGCCUAAUACUAACAUGUCUUUCAAAGGACUGACUUUUUUACCUGCCUCUGUCAAGGAACAGGAAAUGCAUAUGUUUUUGUAAAAUUAAUUUGAAUAAUUUUAUAUAGAAAGUCUAACCCUAUAAAAUGAGAAAGAUGACAAAAUAAUGUUUAAAUAGGUGUGAUAUUGUGGUAAGACUGCUUCUGUUAGAGUCACAUAUAGGUCUCUGGCUUGUAUACUUGGCUUAAUAGAAGGCAUGUCAUCAACUGAAUAUGCUAUCAAUAAGAAAUGUAUCAAUAUCCUACCAAAUGUACUGACUAUUGUAGAAAUCCAGUCCUAUGGGCACAGUUCAGUGAGUUAAAUUUGACACUUCCUACCUAAUAGAAAAGCCUGGAAUUGCAAAUUGUAUUGUAUUUCACAGCAUCUUGCUAUAGUUCUGCAUGAGAAACACUUGCUCUUUGGACUUAUAACAUACAUAAACUAUGAAAUUAUUGUGGUGAUUCCAUGCAGGCAUGGCUGUUUAUCUUGUAGUGGUAUAUUGUUUUGGCUCAUUGGUGAGGGGCUAUACAGUCUCUGCCCGCACCAAGUAAUAUGUGUGUGAUUGGAGAGGUAUUUGUCCUGGUGCCUUACUCAAACAAUUUAUUGGGUGGAUCUCAUCAUUUUGGUAUGCAUUUCAAGGACAUGCUGCCCAAUGUUACUCUGUGACUUUAUGGUUGGGUCUUUCUGGUCUUGACAGUGACUAAGAGAAAGUGUUAUGUAACACAAAAAGUCCUGCUGGAUUCAUAAAGGCUGGAGGUUUGCAGGGAACAGGAGUAAAUACUUCCACAUGCAGUUUUAGCUGUUUUUUUUAUGCAAGGCUUGGACUACUUUGAGAUACACAUACGGCAAACAUUGAGUUUUUGUCUUUAAUGUUAACACAAUUUGGACAGAAAUGUAGCCUUCUCUUAGCGACCUAUCCGGUCCUUCAAUGAUGAAACCUUACCUGUAGGUUCUUGAUGAAUAAGUACUGUUAUAUCGGUAAGGUCAUUUUUUUCAAAAGCAAAGUGUUCUUAGGUACCGUAAAAAAGAAGAUAAAAGGUAAAAUUUAGGGAUUUUCUUAUUCCUUUCGAUUGGGAGCCGCUUUCUGUUUAGCUGACUUCCUGUCAUGAGCCACCUGGACCACAAUGGGGAAGUUCCUUUCUGUUCUACAGUGUUGUAUGUCACAUUCGCACGCAAAUUCCCUGACAUUAUGAUGUAGCUUGAAAAUGAAAUGCUUAUGUGACGUUGUGAAUGUUUGUUGAUUUAAUCCGUUGAUUUAUUUGUCAGAUGAGUAAAAAGGGAAAGUAUUGUAUAUCUAAAACAGGGAAUAACCGCAACCAAUUAUUUUGAUUGUUAAACCACAUGUCAUACACGUUCAGAAGAGGGAUGUGGAAAGAUUAUUCAGCGCUUCCCUAAGAAGGACUGGGAGGGCACAGCAUUUCCUCAGGGUGUGGAGAUGUUCUGCCAGCCAGGAGGUUGGAGGCUAUCCAGGGAGAGGAGAGCACCCACGUUCUUCACAGUUGUGCUGACUGAUAUCGAAUCUGACAGACACUACUGCUCCUGUCUCACUUUCUUUGAGGCUGAAGUAAAUCUACAGGGGUCAAAGGCAAUCGAUGGGGAUGGGGAUGAAGACGAAGAGGAAGAUGGCAUGGUUCAGCCGGCUCAAGUAUUUGCACCAAAAAGUCUCAUCCUUGUCUCCAGGCUGGAUUUUCCAGAAAUAUUCCGGGGCUGUCUGGGUCUGAUCUACACGGUGUACAUCGACAGCCUGAGUUUCCCCUUGGAGGGUCUGGUGGCCAACCUGUUUAUCUUCCAGGUUCCAGUGGCUGGUGGAUCCCAGAAGCUGUUUUCCCUGGGAGCUGGGGAUCGGCAGCUCAUCCAGACCCCUCUGAAUGACAGCCUGCCUGUUACCAGCAAGAGUGUGGCCCUGCUCUUCCAGCAGCUAGGGAUCCAGAACGUCCUGAGCCUGUUUUGUGCGGUCCUGACGGAACACAAGGUGCUGUUCCACUCCACCAGCUACCAGCGGCUGGGGGAGGCCAGCCGGGCGCUGGAGGCCCUCAUGUUCCCUCUCAAAUACAGUUACCCCUACAUUCCCAUCUUACCUUCGCGGCUACUGGAGGUGUUGAGCUCCCCUACCCCCUUUAUUAUUGGAGUGCACUCCAUGUUCCAGACAGAGAUUCAGGACCUGUUGGAUGUCAUCAUUGCUGACUUGGACGGAGGGACAAUCAAGAUUCCCGAGUGUAUUCAUCUGUCGCUUCUCCCCGAACCCUUGUUAACUCAAACACAGACCGCCCUGUCCUUGGUAUUGCACCCAGAUCUGGAGAUAGCAGACAAUGCAUUCCCCCCACCCCGCACUGCUCUGUCCAACCUCAAACUAUUGGAUAAGGAGGUGAGAGCUGUCUUCCUCAGGCUCUUUGCGCAACUCUUCCAGGGUUAUAGAUCAUGCCUGCAGCUCAUCCGGAUCCACUCUGAACCUGUCAUUCACUUUCACAAGACUGCCUUCCUGGGUCAGCGAGGCCUGAUCGAGAAUGACUUCCUGACCAAGGUCUUGGAUGGUAUGGCCUUCGCUGGCUUCGUCUCAGAGAGGGGUCCACCUUACCGGGCGUGUGAUCUCUUUGAUGAGCUGGUGGCCUUUGACGUAGAUCGCAUCAGGGAAGAGGAUGCGGACCCAGUGAAGCUGCAGAAGCACAUGCGGGAUCUCUCGGAGCAGCUGUACAAAAACGAGAACCCCAACCCCCACAUGGCGUUCCAGAAAGUCCCGCGGCCCUCGGAGGGCUCCCACUUGCGGGUGCACCAGGUGCCCUUCCCCCCUCUGCAGGACGACAAGGUGGAGGGACUGCUGCUGGAGGCCGCCGCCAAGCACGCCGCCACCCCGGCCGUGCCUCGCCCCGAGAAGAAGUGUGUGGUGCCAGCCGGACCCCCCGUCGUCUCCAUCAUGGGCAAGAGCUGCUCGGUGUUCAACAGCGCUCGCAGGCUGGAGGUGGUGAGGAGCUGCAUCUCCUUCGUCUUCGACAACAACAACCUGGAGACGGAGAAGAGCCUGCCAGCUGCGCUGAGGGCCCUGAAAGGCAAGGCAGCGCGCCAGUGUCUGACCGAGGAGCUCUGUCUCCACGUGCGGCAGAACCGGGCCAUUCUGGAUCACCAGCAGUUUGACUACAUCAUCCGCAUGAUGAACUGUGCUCUCCAGGACUGUUCCAGCUCCGAGGAGUUCACCGUGGCGGCCGCCCUUCUUCCCCUCAGCACCGAAUUCCACCGGAAACUAGCCGGGGUGAAGCAGUACGCCUACACAUGUGUCCAGGAUCAUCCCAUCUGGACAAACCAGCAGUUCUGGGAGGCUACCUUCUACAGCGAGGUCCAGAACAAGAUCCGUUCCCUGUAUCUCAGCAGUGCGGAGGAGAAAGUAGGCAUCACUGCCAGACUGAAGGACGCGGCCCCCCUGGCACCAGAAGCCCAGGCAGCGGCAGGGUUAGGCCGGGCCGAGGAGCACACAGCCAUGGACCUGGCCGCCGAGCAGCUGCGCGCCUGGCCCUGCCUCAGCAAGCAGAAGCAGCAGGAGCUGGUGAAGAACGAGGAGAGCACCGUGUUCGGCUGGGCCAUCCACUACGCCAGCCUCAUGGUCUACCUGCUGGUGCCUCUGGACACCAGCAAGAACAAGCUGCUGCGCAACCACCCCGCCACCGACUGGGAGAGCGGCAGCAACAGCAUAGUGACCAACAGCAUGGCGGGCAGCGUGGCGGAGAGCUUCGACACGGAGAGCGGCUACGAGGACUCUGAGAGCAGCGACGCGGCCAACUCUGUGGUGCGCUUCAUCGUCCGCUUCAUCGACAAGGUGUGCACGGAGAGCGGCGUGACCCAGGAGCACAUCAAGAGUCUGCACAACAUGAUCCCAGGCCUGGUAGCGAUGCAGAUCGAGGUUCUGGAGACGGUGCACAGAGAGAGCCGAAGGCUGCCUCCCAUUCCAAAGCCUAAGAUCCUGCGGCCCACGCUGCUCCCCGGGGAGGAGCUGGUGUCGGAGGGGCUGCGGGUGGUCCUCGACCCCGACGGCAGGGAGGAGGCCACGGGGGGCCUCCUGGGAGGUCCGCACAUCCUGCCAGCAGAGGGCGCCCUCUUUCUCACCAACUACCGCGUCAUCUUCAAAGGAACGCCGCACGACCCACUAGUGGGGGAGCAGCCGGUCAUCAGAGCCUUCCCAGUUUCCACCCUGGUCAAGGAGAAGAAGAUCAGCCUCCAGAACCAGCUGCAGCAGAACAUGCAGGAAGGCAUGCAGCUCCGCUCCGCCUCCUUCCAGCUGAUCAAAGUGGCCUUUGACGAGGAGGUGACCUCAGAGAUGGUGGAGAUCUUCAGGAAGCACGUGCAGAGGAUCCGCUACCCACAGUCCAUCUUCAGCAGCUUCGCCUUCGCCGCGGGACAGACGGCCCUGCAACUCAGCCAUCCCAAGCAGAAGGAGAAAAACACAGGCUUCAGGACACUGUCCAAGUCCAUUGUGAAGGGAGCCAGGAAGGCGGGGAAGAUCACCAUGGGCAGAGGCGGCCAGACCACCCUGAAGAAGAGCGAGCGGGGCAGUAGGAUGACGUGGAACGAUGACGACGACAUUUCAAUAUCGGAUGACGGGGAGCCCCCCCCCAGCAGCACUCUGCGGGCUUCAGAGAAGUCCACCAUGGAGCAGCUGGUGGAGCGGGCGUGUUUCCGUGACUACCAGAGGCUGGGCCUGGGGACCAUCACCCUCAGCGCGUCCCGCACCAAAACGGGCGAGCAGUUCCGGAUAACGGCGGCCAACCGACUCUACUCCCUCUGUCGCAGCUACCCGGGGCUGCUGGUGGUUCCCCAGGCUGUGCAGGACAGCAGCCUGCACAAGGUGGCCCGCUGCUACAGACACAACCGGCUGCCCGUGGUGUGCUGGAAGCACCCCCGCUCCAAGGCCCUGCUGCUGCGCUCCGGGGGCUUCCACGGCAAGAGUGUGGUGGGGCUCUUCAAGUCCCAGAACCCCUCCACUACAACCACUACUUCAUCCUCCGAGUCUUCCAGUAGUCUAGAACAGGAGAAGUACCUGCAGGCCAUCCUUGACUCCGUUCCAGUCCACUUCAAGAUGAACGGCAACAACACGCUAUCCAACCGCUCCCAGAUCGGACUGUCACCAGGUACACCAGGUAGUGAAAGGCGGACGUCCAGGAUACCAAAGAUGGCCCCUGUCCAUUUAGAUAUCCCCUUCUCAAACAGCUUCACCAGGGGGGUGCUUGGGUACAGGGAUAAACUAUUCAAUCACUCAAACCCAAAGUCUGCCAAUAAGGGAACAGCCCAAAAUCAAGGUGUGUGGGCCAGCCUUCGCUCUAGCAGUCGUCCCAGCCAGCUCCAAUCGCCGGGUGAGCAGGGUGCCAGGAUAGCCGGGAAGGAUCUGGCGCCCCCUGCAGGGAGCAGCGGCCUUCAGGCUCAGCUCCUCAAGCAACAGGCGGCAUUCUACAUCUUCGGAGAGAAGUCUCAUCUACGGGGCCUGAAGAUGGACUCGUCGCUGAACUGUGAGCUGGUGCCGGUGGACUUUGCGGACACACGACAGGUGAAGGCGGCGUUCAAGAAGCUGCUUAGGGCGUGCGUUCCCAGCGCCACCUCCUCGGACGCCGAGGACUCCUUCCUCAGAGCCCUGGAGGAGUCUGAGUGGAUCUCACAGCUACACAAGAUCCUAGAGUUGGCCCUGCUGCUGGUGGAUCUGCUGGACACCGGCUCCUCGGUUCUUCUCAGCCUGGAGGACGGCUGGGACAUCACCACACAGGUGGUGUCUCUGGUGCAGCUGCUCAGCGAUCCCUUCUACAGGACUCUGGAGGGCUUCCAGGUGCUGCUGGAGAAAGAGUGGCUCUCCUUCGGCCACAAAUUCAGCCAGCGCAGCAACCUGAGCCCCGGCAGCCAGGGCAGCGGCUUCACGCCCAUCUUCCUGCAGUUCCUGGACUGUGUCCACCAGCUUUUGGACCAGCAUCCUCUGGAGUUUGAGUUCAAUCAGCAGUAUGUGAAGUUCCUGGCGUACCAUCACAUCUCCAACCGGUUCAAGAACUUCCUGCUGGACUCUGACUACGAGCGCCUCGAGCACGGCACGUUGUUCGAGGACAAGGGGGAUAAGCAGGCCAGGAGGGGCGUGUGCAUCUGGGAGUGGAUCAACCGAAUGCACAGGAAGAGCCCCGUCUUCUUCAAUUAUAUGUACCGGCCCAGUGAGACUGAGCCCACCCUGAAGCCGGUCAUCAUCAACAUCCCCAGCCUGGCCAAGUGGGACUUCUUCACGGACGAGACGCUGUCCACCGGGCCGGCCUACGACUGCAGGAUGAUGGCCUCGCGGGGGGACGGGGGCGACGAGGCGGACACCAUCUCCACCAGCAGGAGGCGCAUCGUGUGGCCCUGCUACAGCAGCGUGAGCCGCGCCCAGCCCGACGCCAUCACCCAGCUGCUGGCGGACAUAGAGAGGCUAGAGGGCGAGCUGCACCAGUCCCCAGAGAGGUGGCACACUACGUUGGAGCAGGUCCGUGCCAGCGUCCAGGAAGACCUCAAGCAAGAAGGAAACCUCCGGAAGCAGUCCCUGUCCCUCUCGGGGCUGAUCCCCACCUCCGGCCUGCAGGCGUUCCAGCGGCGCUCCAUGAUGCACCUCCCGGACAGCGGGCUGGGGGAGGACCGCAGCGCCGUCACCCCCAACGGGGUGAACCGCCGCGCGGCCACGCUCUACCACCAGUUCACCCCCAAGAACGACGAGAACAGGUCAUACGAGGGGAUCCUGUACAAGCGCGGAGCCCUCCUCAAGGGAUGGAAACCGCGCUGGUUCGUGUUGGACGUCACAAAGCAUCAAUUGCGUUACUACGACACCGGGGAGGACACUAACUGCAGAGGACACAUCGACCUGGCCGAGGUGGAGUCGGUGGUGAUCGCCGCCCCCACCAUCGGAGCUCCCAAACAUAUCAGCGAAAAGGCCUUCUUUGACCUGAAGACCAGCAAGAGAGUUUACAACUUCUGCGCCUCGGACGCUCCCACCGCUCUGGUCUGGAUGGACAAAAUCCAGAGUUGCAUCUCCGACGCCUGAUGGGUGCACACUCCCAGAACCACGUGGCCCGACGGCGUCGUCACGGCAGGGUCCUCGCCGACAAAAGGUCACCCGCGCCCCCCAAAAGGUGCUCUCAGCUUUUUUAAUUUUUUUUAUCUCACAAAAGAGACACAGCUUCGGCUUAUCUUAGCUUAGCUGUCAACCACGGGGACCACAAGUGAACCAAGUGCCUGGUGUGGGGAGGACGUGGGUGUUACCCCCCCCCCCCCCCCCUAAUCCGCCUGUUUCAAGGCAGCCUGCCGGGGCUGCCAUCGCUAUAUUUAUCUGCUUGAGUGUUGGAGUUGGCCAAUGCCACCGCCCCCCCCCCCCCCCCCCCCCCAUUGGUCUCUGCUUGCUGUCAACCCCCCCCCCCCCCCACCGGGCCCGUAACCAAAUAGACUACGCAGACUACGUGAGGAGAAGCGAGUUAUGAUAAGCUAAUGUGUUUGAGGGUUUACACUACCAAAAUAAAGGUUGCCCUGUGCAACGUGGCUAAUAGAUGGAAAGCAAUACAAUAUCACUGGCCGUCACAAACUGUGGUUAGGUCUAUGGAUUUUUUUAUUUGACUAUUAGAUUAAAGGAAGAGAAUUGUAGAUUGAAAGCCUACGAGAGAAUUUAUAUCAGAUAUUUUAGUAUGAGGAAAGAACAGUUAUUGCUGCUCGAGUCAAAGUAUGAUCCGCCAAAACUCAGAGAUUUUCAUGCACAACGAGGCAAUCUAAUUGCACUCAGCUCUAAAAUAUGCACUCCUUAUCCGUUUUGAACAGACGCAGACAGAAAGACAAAAGAUUACUUUAUAUUGUACAGACGACAUUUACUCUUCCAAGAGCUCAAAGGAGAAAGAAUUUGCACAGUGAAGUUCAAACAGUUACCUGAAUUUUUCUUAUUUAAAUAAGUGUUUUCUCCCUUUGGGUUAAACGUUGUUAAUGUUUUCUGACACAUGGAUAACACAUUUGUUUCUUGAAAUGUAAAUUAUUCUUUUUUUUUAUUAAAAAAUGUAACUCCUUUUCAAGUGUUGUGGAUUAGUCUUUAAUGUAAAUAAUCAUUUGACAUUUCAUUUUUACCAGUGCGUCGAUGUGUAUCCUUUUCUUAAUCUUAAUCCAUGCCGUGACCAGUCCGCAGUCAAACUUUUAUAAAUGUGUUAUUUGUACAAAUACCUGAGUAGCCUGUUUCUUUGUGUUAUAAAAAAAAAUGAAGGAGAUACAACUGUAUUUCUCCAUUCGUCAGACUUUCUCUGUGUCUUUUAAGGGCUUUUUAAACGGGGGGGUGAACUGAUUGGUGAGGCUGUUGCGUAUUUUUUAUCAGUUUUUUGUCUGUGCAUCAAUACUGUUUCUUAAAAAAAAGAGCAAAAAAUGAACUACCAAGUCAUAUGAGUAGCCUUUGUGUAUUACUGUAUCUUUGUACCUUUUGUGUUGUGUUGUGUCACUAACUUCUCUUGGAAAUAAACUACUUGAAAGUACUUGAAACAACA
Messenger RNA from Gadus macrocephalus (Pacific cod), 10151 nucleotides. RefSeq names its product SET binding factor 2 (gene sbf2). The record is from RefSeq and is a predicted model, not a curated record. Bases 3092 to 8683 code for a protein of 1863 amino acids. Lineage: Eukaryota; Metazoa; Chordata; Actinopteri; Gadiformes; Gadidae. The transcript has 42 exons.